Enterobius vermicularis (human pinworm) is the source of this 2343-nucleotide messenger RNA. The record is from the annotation of a GenBank genome assembly. NCBI's taxonomy places the organism in Eukaryota, Metazoa, Nematoda, Chromadorea, Rhabditida, Oxyuridae.
AUGUUAAGAAAUGGUGGUGGACUUCUAAGAAGACUGGUAAGACGGCUGUCGUCAUCAAUCCCAAAAGAUCCAAAAUCGGGGUUACCAGCGAUUCAGGACCUCAAAAAGCAUAUUAUUCGUGAUGCACAUGGAAACUACGAUCCAUCUACGUUUCGUGCUCGACACACAACACUUAAAACAAGAGCUGACUUGAAGAAUGCUCAACGAAUUAUAGUAAAGAUGGGCAGUGCGGUGAUAACCCGAGAUGAUGAGUGUGGUCUCGCUCUUGGUAGGCUGGCAUCCAUAGUUGAACAGGUAUCAGAAUUGCAACAGAUUGGGCGUCAGAUGCUCAUUGUUUCAUCCGGUGCAGUAGCAUUUGGGAGACAAAAACUUCGUCAUGAAUUGGUAAUGUCGUUGUCAAUGCGACAAACCCUUCGAGGUCCAGCAGGCAUCCAAACUGAUAAACGAGCGUGUGCAGCGUCAGGAAUGCCCGGUCUUAUGAGCCUUUACGAACAACUUUUCCAACAGUAUGGAGUUACUGUUGCUCAGGUUUUGUUAACAAAGCCUGAUAUCGAAGAUGAUCAACGAAGGAACCACUUGAAGUCAACAAUCGAAAGCUUGCUAAAUCUAAAUAUAAUACCAAUUGUGAACGCUAACGAUGCUGUUGCACCUGACCCAAAACAGAACGCUCACAUAAGUGACAACGACUCACUGGCUGCAAAACUUGCAGUCACAAUUAAUGCAGAUCUUUUGGUUAUUCUGUCGAACGUUAGCGGUCUAUACACCGGUCCGCCUGGAUUAGAAGGCUCCAGACUUAUUCACACAUACUCGCCGUUUGAAAACACUGGGGUAGUUUUUGGAGAAAACUCCAAAUUUGGCACAGGUGGAAUGGAAUCUAAGGUAGCGGCUUGCGCAGCAGCCCUUCAGAAAGGCGUCGCUACAGUGAUCACAAGUGGUAUGGACCCAUCAGCUAUAACAUCAACAAUUGCUGGAAAAAAAGUUGGAACGCUAUUUACGCAGUCAACGUCUUGUGAAGGUCCACCAAUUGAAGAAGUUGCUACCAAAUGUCGUGAAAAUGGUCGAAUGCUACAAAUGCUCACUAACGAAGAUCGCGCAAAUAUCAUCAAACAUCUUGCAGAUCUUAUGGUGUCUCGUCAAAAGAUCAUCAUGGACGCCAACCGUCUAGAUAUAACAAAUGCAGAGAAGAACGGCUUGGAAAGGCAGUUAUUAUCGCGGUUAAAGCUUACGGAAGCGAAAUUAGAAUCCUUGCAUGCUGGACUAUAUACAAUUGCUGAAACGGCCAAAACGCUUAUUGGGAGAACUAUCAAGAAAGUUAGAAUCGCUGAAGAAUUAAUUCUUGAACAGAUUUCCGUACCAAUUGGAACCAUUCUAGUGAUAUUCGAGUCUAGACCUGACUGUCUUCCACAGGUUGCCGGUUUAUCCAUAGCAUCUGGAAAUUCACUUCUGCUAAAAGGUGGCAGAGAAGCCGAAGAAACCAACCGAGUACUGCACAGUUUAGUGCAAGAAGCUCUAGGAACCCAUGGCUAUGGAGUUCGAGAUGCAGUAACAUUAAUUCGAUCCAGAGAAGAAGUAGCCGACUUGCUUCAACUUGACGACCUCAUCGAUUUGGUAAUACCUCGCGGUUCUGCAGAACUAGUUAAAAACAUGCAGCUUUUGUCCAAGCGAAUCCCAGUGCUAGGACAUUCAGAAGGUAUAUGUCAUGUCUACGUAGACAAGGAUGUCGAUGAAAAGAUGGCUCUACAAAUUGUCAGAGACUCUAAAUGUGAUUACCCUUCAGCAUGCAAUGCUGCCGAGACAAUCCUUAUACACAAAGACCACUUGAAAACCCGAUUCUUUGACGAUUUAUGCGGCAUGCUUAAAUCGGAAGGUGCAACUCUUCAACUUGGACCACCAGCAGCUGAAUCUCUGAAAUAUGAAUACAAUCGACUAGAAUGCACACUCGAAAUUGUAGAUUCAGUCGAAGACGCAGUAAAGCACAUCAUUCGCUACGGUAGCGGGCACACCGACUCAAUAGCCACCUCUGACGAAUCGACAGCUGACUACUUCUUGAAACAUGUGGAUAGCGCCUGCGUCUUCCAUAACGCAAGCACAAGGUUUUCAGACGGCUAUCGUUUUGGACUUGGGGCCGAAGUUGGUAUAAGUACAGGCCGAAUACACGCAAGAGGGCCAGUAGGUGUCGAAGGGUUGUUAACAACGAAAUGGAUUUUACGAGGUAAUGGACAUGCAGUUGGCGAUUUUACCAACGGCAAAUAUCACUACAUUCACGAAAUUCUCGAUACAAAAGAUAAAGUAAAAGUCCUACAACAAAAAGUCAAAGACCGGGCAGCCGCCCAAGCAAAUUGA